Ictidomys tridecemlineatus (thirteen-lined ground squirrel) is the source of this 1660-nucleotide messenger RNA. Its product is annotated as adenine nucleotide translocase lysine N-methyltransferase. The record is from RefSeq and is a predicted model, not a curated record. Gene Ontology annotation, molecular function: protein-lysine N-methyltransferase activity; hormone activity. Gene Ontology annotation, cellular component: mitochondrion. Gene Ontology annotation, biological process: glial cell differentiation; positive regulation of axonogenesis; peptidyl-lysine trimethylation. NCBI's taxonomy places the organism in Eukaryota, Metazoa, Chordata, Mammalia, Rodentia, Sciuridae.
UGCGCCCGGGCAGCGGGGAAGGGCAGCGCAGAGCUACUGAGGACGGCCGGGACUAGCCGCGCCGGGCUGGGCGGCGGCGCCCGAGCUGCUACCGCCGCCGCCCCGCCCAGAGGCAGCACCCCAAGACCCCAGACCCGAAGCCCCGGCGCGUCUCUGAGCCAUGCCGCCCCCGGCGCUGUUCUGUGCACUCUGCUGCGGCCUCCUGGCUGUGUCCGCGCGCGCGGGUUACUCUGAGGACCGCUGCAGCUGGAGGGGCAGCGGCCUGACGCAGGAGCCCGGCAGCGUGGGACAGCUGACCUUGGCCUGUGUGGAGGGCGCCAUCGAGUGGCUAUACCCGGCUGGGGCGCUUCGCCUGACUCUGGGCGCUCCUGACUUUGGCACGAGGCCGGGCAUCACCUGUUUGCGCCCAGCGCGGCCCUUCGCGGGCGCCCAGGUCUUCGCUGAACGGGAGGGCGGCUCCCUGGAGUUGCUGCUGACCGAGGGUCCAGGCCUGGCAGGGGGCCGCUGCGUGCACUGGGGUCCCCGCGAGCGCCGGGCCCUCUUCCUGCAGGCUACACCGCACCGCGACAUCAGCCGUCGGGUGGCCGCCUUCCGCUUUGAGCUGCGUGAAGACCGAAGCCCAGAACUGCCUCCACAAGUCCACGGCCUUGGUGAGGAUGGGCUGCUGCUCUUUGGGUCCCAGAAGGCCACUCUGGGAAGUCACAGAAGGUUCCCGAAUGCUGGUGCCUGCAGGCCCUGCAGUGAUGAGGAGCUCCUCCUGGCUGCAUGUACCAGUGACUUUGUGAUCCGCGGGACCAUCCACAGGGUCACACAUGACAUGGAGCUGCAGGAGUCUGUCAUCACUGUGGUGGCCACUCAUAUCCUCCGCCAGACACUGCCACUGUUGGGGAUGGGGGGGCCUGCAGGCCAGGGGCAGGCCUUCAUUCGAACCCAGCUGCGCUGUGGUGUCCGCCCUGGCCCAGGCACCUUCCUCUUCAUGGGCUGGAGCCGAUUUGGUGAAGCCUGGCUGGGCUGUGCCCCGCGCGUCCAAGAAUUCACCCGAGCCUACACAUCUGCCCAGGCUGCUCACCUCCAUCCCUGUGAGGUACCCUAUGUAGGCGCCAGUGCACGGCAGGUUGAGCAUGUGUUGUCGUUGCUGCGUGGUCGCCCGGGAAAAAUGGUGGAUCUGGGCUCUGGAGACGGCAGAAUUGUGUUGGCGGCCCACAGGUGCGGUCUCCGCCCGGCUGUGGGCUACGAACUGAACCCAUGGCUUGUGGGGCUUGCGAGGUUGCAUGCCUGGAGGGCAGGUUGUGCUGGCAGCGUCUGCUACCUUCGUGAGGAUCUCUGGAAGGUGAGCCUGAGGGACUGCCGAAACGUGUCCGUGUUCCUGGCCCCCAGCGUGCUCCCCUUGCUGGAAGAGAAACUGCUGGCGGAGCUGCCUGCUGGGGCUCGUGUGGUAUCUGGACGCUUCCCCCUACCCACCUGGCAGCCUGUGGCUGUGAUAGGUGAAGGCCUAGAUCGGGUCUGGGCCUACGAUGUUGACAUGGACGUCCACCAUGCCAGACCUGCUGCCACAUCCUGCCCCAUCCUGCCCACCCCAGGACCUGGUUCUGCCUUGGUCCGCAGCUUCCCCAAUUCUCAGGCUGGCUGACUGGACACAAUAAAGGCUCAUAGAUCACAG